AUGGGUGUUUCUUUUCUGCUAUCAUCACAAUUUUAUUGUCUCCUUUUACUCAUUUCUUUGUGUUUUUAUGUGGAGAAUUCAAUAGCUAUUACCAGGCACUACAAAUUUGAUAUAAUUGAACAAAAUGUGACAAGAGUUUGCCACACGAAGAGUAUGGUAACAGUUAAUGGUCAGUUUCCAGGGCCUCGGAUUGUUGCUAGAGAGGGUGACCGUCUUAUUAUUCAUGUGGUUAACCAUGUCAAACACAAUAUUUCCAUCCAUUGGCAUGGGAUUCGACAAAUUCGAAGCGGGUGGGCCGAUGGGCCAGCAUAUAUAACCCAAUGCCCAAUACAAAGAGGUAAAAGUUAUGUGUACAAUUACACAAUUGAAGGACAAAGAGGAACUCUUUGGUGGCAUGCCCAUAUUUCUUGGUUAAGAAAUACUGUGUAUGGGCCUAUAGUCAUUUAUCCCAAGAUUGGCAUUUCUUACCCAUUUCCCAAGCCUUACAAACAAUUUCCAAUCAUCUUAGGGGAGUGGUUUAAUGCAGAUCCUGAAGCAGUGAUUAAAGAGGCUCUUAAAUCAGGCGGUGGACCAAAUAUUUCUGAUGCUUACACUAUUAAUGGAUUUCCAGGGCCAUUCUAUAAUUGUUCUACCAAAGAUACGUACAAGCUACAUGUUAAGCCCGGAAAGACGUAUCUUCUUCGUCUAAUCAACGCUGCACUCAACACCGAAUUCUUUUUCACCAUAGCGAACCACACACUCACAGUAGUCGAUGUUGAUGCCGUCUACGUAAAACCUUUCGACACCAAAAUCCUCGUCAUAGCUCCAGGCCAAACCACAAAUGUUCUCUUGAAAACCAAAUUUCACCACCCGAACACCACUUUCUUAAUCACUGCAAAACCCUACGCAACGGGCCAAGCGCCUUUCGACAACUCUACCGUUGCUGCUCUCCUGCUCUAUAAACACACUCAUUCAACCAAAAAAAUUCCAAUUAUUAAACCAAAAUUACCCGUUUUUAACGAUUCUUCAUUUGUUAUGAAGUUUACGAAUAAGUUUCGUAGCUUAGCGAGUAAAGAUUUUCCUUGCAAUGUGCCUAAAGAGAUUAGUAAGCAAUUUUUCUUCACAAUUGGCCUUGGAACUAAGCCUUGUCAUAAGAACAAAACCUGUCAGGGUCCGAAUGGAGCUAGAUUUUCUGCUUCGGUAAAUAAUGUUUCAUUUACAAUGCCGAAAAAGGCUCUACUUCAAUCUCAUUUCUUUGGUCAAUCUAAGGGUGUUUAUACUCUUGAUUUUCCGAGAAAACCGUUGAUUCCGUUUAAUUAUACGGGGAAUCCGCCGAAUAAUACGAUGGUGCGAAAGGGGACAAAGGUGGUUGUGCUUCCUUACAAUGCUAGUGUGGAAUUGAUAAUGCAGGACACUGGUAUUCUUGGUGUUGAGAGUCAUCCUCUUCACUUGCAUGGAUUUAAUUUCUUUGUCGUUGGUCAAGGUUUCGGUAACUUUGAUCCGAAGAAGGAUCGUUCAGGAUUCAAUCUUGUUGAUCCUGUUGAGCGGAAUACUAUCGGCGUACCCUCCGGCGGGUGGGUUGCUAUUCGGUUUCUUGCGGACAAUCCAGGAGUGUGGUUCAUGCAUUGUCAUUUGGAAGUGCAUACAAGUUGGGGACUGAAGAUGGCUUGGAUUGUGAAGGAUGGGGAACAUCCUCAUCAGAAAUUGCUUCCUCCACCUGCUGAUCUUCCUCAAUGCUGAUUUAAUUUCCAAUUUCUCUAGCUAGCCUAUAGAUUCAAUCCUAAGCUUUUCAUUUUUAUUAUUUUUUCUCACUUGUAUUUAAAAUUGUUCCUUAUUUUAUAGUCAACUAUUUUAAUGUCAGUAAUAAAAUUGAGACCAGUUUAGCUA
Mercurialis annua (annual mercury) is the source of this 1866-nucleotide messenger RNA. Its product is annotated as laccase-17-like. The record is from RefSeq and is a predicted model, not a curated record. Gene Ontology annotation, biological process: lignin catabolic process. NCBI's taxonomy places the organism in Eukaryota, Viridiplantae, Streptophyta, Magnoliopsida, Malpighiales, Euphorbiaceae. Bases 1 to 1719 code for a protein of 572 amino acids. The transcript is spliced from 6 exons. Gene Ontology annotation, cellular component: apoplast. Gene Ontology annotation, molecular function: hydroquinone:oxygen oxidoreductase activity; copper ion binding.